CUGUUUCCGGCCGGACGUGUGAGUGUCGCACCCUCUAAACAGCGAGGACCGACACACGCCAUUGUAUGAAUUUGUGCAUUCGCGUUUUUUUCGUUUAGUUUUAUUAAAGUUUUAUCUGCAGUCUGAUUUAACAGUCCCUUGUUAAAUCAUCGACAUCCGUUUUUUUUAAGGACGAAACUUUUAUUUACAAUUAAAGAGAUGGCAACAGACUCGUGGGCCCAGGCUGUGGAUGAACAAGAAGCCGCGGCGGAAUCGAUAGGCAGCUUGCAAAUAAAUGAAAAAGAUGACAAGCUGAAAGCUGAAGUAAAAGCUGAAGCCAAUGGGGCAAAGACCGAAGGAGAUGGAGAGAAGACCGAGGACGAUGAUAAAGAUGACAAGGCAGCUCAGUCACUACUGAAUAAACUGAUCCGCAGCAAUCUAGUGGACACGACCAAUCAAGUGGAAGUCCUUCAGAGGGACCCGAGCUCUCCACUGUACUCUGUCAAGUCGUUUGAAGAGCUACGAUUGAAACCUCAGCUUUUGCAAGGAGUGUAUGCCAUGGGUUUCAACAGGCCCUCCAAAAUCCAGGAGACCGCAUUGCCCAUGAUGCUCGCAGAACCUCCACAGAAUCUGAUCGCUCAGUCUCAGUCAGGCACGGGGAAAACCGCUGCCUUUGUGCUGGCCAUGUUAAGUCACGUGGACCCUGAAAACAAAUGGCCUCAGUGUCUGUGUGUGUCCCCCACAUACGAGCUCGCCCUACAGACCGGCAAGGUCAUCGAACAGAUGGGCAAAUUUUACCCUGAAGUCCAGCUGGUGUAUGCCAUCAGAGGAAACAAAUUGGAGCGGGGAACUCGAUUACAGGAGCAGAUCGUGAUCGGCACUCCUGGUACUGUUUUGGAUUGGUGCCAGAAGCUUAAAUUCAUCGACCCCAGGAAGAUCAAGGUGUUCGUCCUGGAUGAAGCUGAUGUCAUGAUCGCCACACAGGGCCAUCAAGACCAGAGCAUUCGUAUCCAGAGGAUGCUUCCUAAAACUUGCCAGAUGCUGCUGUUCUCGGCCACAUUUGAAGACACCGUGUGGAACUUCGCAAAGAGGAUCGUUCCCGACCCCAACAUCAUUAAACUGAAGCGCGAGGAGGAAACUCUGGACACCAUCAAGCAGUACUACGUCAUCUGCAACAGCAAGGAGGAGAAAUUCCAGGCUUUGUGCAACAUCUACGGAGCCAUUACUAUCGCACAGGCCAUGAUCUUCUGCCACACCAGGAAAACGGCCGGUUGGCUGGCGGGAGAGUUGUCCAGAGAAGGCCACCAGGUGGCGCUGCUCAGCGGAGAGAUGCAGGUGGAACAGAGGGCAGCGGUCAUCGAACGUUUUCGUGAUGGCAAGGAGAAAGUUCUGGUUACCACUAACGUCUGUGCUAGAGGUAUUGAUGUGGAGCAAGUUUCAGUCGUCAUCAACUUCGAUCUGCCAGUGGACAAGGAUGGAAACCCUGACAACGAGACGUAUUUGCAUAGAAUCGGGCGUACAGGGCGAUUCGGCAAGAGGGGGUUGGCGAUCAACAUGGUGGACAGCAGGUUUAGCAUGAACAUCCUCAACCGCAUCCAGGAGCACUUCAAUAAGAAGAUCGAGAAGCUGGACACGGAUGAUUUGGAUGAAAUCGAGAAAAUCGCCAACUGAGCGGCAGUCUUUGUUCUUCUACUAGGACUUGGUUUUAAUUCAGAGGCUGGAAGAGGAGAGGAUGUUUACAUGUGGAGCAGUUUUAUCUCAGAUGGUGUUUUUAUAGGUUUUGUUUAAACACAUUUCACUCUUUGUACUUCUUAAUAAAUUCUGAAUGUCUAAUCUUAACGUCACGUGUAUGAGGAUGCUACAGCAGCACUCUGGGAUAGUGGCACGAGGAUAUCCACAAACUCAUCAUGAACCUUUUAAAACACAUUUUUAACAGCCUGCUAGCCUGGGUUAUAUUGAUUUCUAACAUGGGACUCCCAACCAAGGACUCAUGUUGUCAUAAUUACAGAUGAGAUUUUUAUGGAAUGAGAUGAAUUUUCUAUCAAGCGUGAAAAAUAAGCUCUUUUUUUUGUUUUUUGUCAAGUUUGUGUUGUAUGAAAUCAGGAUGCAGCUACAUUUGAUUUUGGCAUGUCGCUCUAAAAUAGGAGUCCAAAUGCAGGGUUUAUUUAACGUAUAGAGAUUGCUGUUAUUGUGUCAUACAUUAAUACUUGAUACCUCAUGACAUUGCUAACGAAUGGAUGCUGGCAGUUAUUGGCUUUGAACUAAACUGAAACGUUUGCCAAAAUCCUUUUAUUGGUAUAAAAUUAUGCAAAAACCAAAGAUUUGUGCCUCCAUUGGAUUUUCCAGUAUUUAACAUGGAAUAUAACACAAACGUUUCUAUCUAUUCAUCAUGUACAAAUAUUGUCAUACAUAUUUAAUAAGUACAAAGAGUGAAAUUGUUGCUAUAUUUAACAGACAGCAGAUGCAUCAUGGCAUUCAUUGGAAGAGUGCUUUGGAGCGGAAGCAUUAUUUGUGUUCCCAGUCACAGACUGAGUUUAAUUAGAAAUGAUCAGGUACUCAUACACAAAUGCAACCGAAGGCUGUGCCACAUUCCCAUUUUGCAGCCGCCUUAAAAAUGUGAACGGCAGAUGUGAGCGCAUCCUCUACAAUCUCACUGUAUUCUUCAGGUUAGCCGUAGCAAAUGAUUAUUUUAUAUUAUGGGACAUUUUAAUUUAACUACACGACACUGCACUCGGCUCCAUUAUAUAUGCAUUAUGAUAGACGUAUAUUUUAUUCAUUGGUAUGCAAGUAGUGAAGUUGGGGUAAAGUGUGUCAGUCGCAUCUUCGAAGGGAAGACUUUUCUUGAUUAAGAAUAACUAGAUCGAUUAAAUAUAUCUCCUGCUGCCUUGUGUAUUUUCUCAGUUUGGUUCAAGCUGUCAAUCAUACCUGUUACGAUGAUGUUGAAUAAAAGUGAGGGUUUUUUUUUCUUUGCAAACAGAAUUUGAAAUCUAUGACUAAGUUAAAGGACUGUUUAGAAACCAACAUUUGAUCUGGUGUCUGAUCAGAAAAUAAAUGAACUUGUCUCUGUAAUCAAACACAUUCCUGCAUAAUCAUUGCAUUCUUUUUUUAUUAUAUUAGUAAGUACAAUUCAAGGCCAAUUCGAUAUUUUUCCACAGCACCACAAGGCUGCAUGUAACGUUCACCUCAAUGAAGAUGUUUUUUUAACAAUCAUUUAUUCUCAUUUAUGUGAAAACAAUUUUGAUAGUUUUUCAACAAACAUGCACUUACAGCUGACAAAUCAGCCUUUUGAGACGAUUAAUCAUUUCCGUGUUUCACUUCAAUUGAAUGUUGAUGACAAAAAAGUAUGUAUCUCUUUGAAAGUGAUGUGUCUUGAAAGGUUCUGUGUGUUUGGAGCGGAUCAGUGACUGUCUGGAUGUUACAGGACGAGGAACGCUUGAUAAAACUGUUCAACUAAUCCAGCUCCUCUCAGGUCUGCUGCUUCUGUGCUCAUAUUGAUGUCUGAAUGAUGUGUGCUAGAAUAAAGCUACCAAUUCAA
Messenger RNA from Carassius auratus (goldfish), 3514 nucleotides. RefSeq names its product ATP-dependent RNA helicase DDX19A. Bases 199 to 1650 code for a protein of 483 amino acids. The record is from RefSeq and is a predicted model, not a curated record. Gene Ontology annotation, molecular function: ATP binding; nucleic acid binding; RNA helicase activity. The transcript is spliced from 12 exons. NCBI's taxonomy places the organism in Eukaryota, Metazoa, Chordata, Actinopteri, Cypriniformes, Cyprinidae.